AUUGCUCCAGCAGUUGAAAAAACACAAGAUCACUGAAAGCCAUUGCGGGGCUCGAGAACAUAGUUUUUACGUAGCUUUUAUCGCUUACGAAGCAAAUAUCACUGCACUUAUUUGCUAAUAAUUCAGCGCUACGUUAUUUGCUUUUGUAAGCACAUUGGAAAAGUUGAAGCCCAAAGGGACUAUUGCGGUAAAUUCAAGUGCAGAUGGCGCGUAGGAUGCAGCAGGAACUGAACAGAUGUUCGCCCUAAGCUUGCGAAUAAUUUGCUGGCGCGUUUGCUCGGUAUUAUCGAUCUAUCAUCGGCCAUUCUUCCUGUUACAUCGCCAAUCGAAGAUCUUCGCUCUAAAAGACCGAUAGCCAACAAUAUGUUGGCUGAUUCGACUCUUAUGCUGUUACUCCACACACUGAUAAUAUUCUGCGCCGGGGAUCAGUGGCUGAUGUACGGGGAUUUCAUAGGGGAGUCCGAGGCCAUUGCUCGACACCUCGUCCUUGAGAGCACAAACUCGACAACGAGCGUUUCCUCGUCGAUGCAGUUGAGUCUCGUCACUCCCCCGGGACACAGAAUCAACUGCAUCCUCGCGGCAGCGCUCCACAUGAACGGUAAUGUCAGCGUCGUUGAGGGCGGCCUCGGAACUGGUGAUGUUACUCUUGCUUACGAAACCCUCAACGGAUACCCGGACUUGCUGUUUGUCCUGGUGGAGUCAAACGCAGAUACGACUGCAAGGAGCAAUGGCUCACGCGUGACUAUCAUCUAUGACCGGCUUAGGACCUGGGGACUCUUACCACCGAAGGCCGUCACUGCCAAUGGGUAAAUUUAAGGACAUCGAGACUCGAAGAUGAAUUUAUCUUUGUCUCAUUUCUUGUGCCAAAUAGAAUGUCGAGGGGGUUGGUCAACAGCGAUAGGACUUUUAAUUGAAUUGGAUUAUGAGAGAUUGGAUAGUCUGAUAGUGGAAUUGGUUUUGCGAUAUUAUCUUGUGAGAUAUGUUUAUAUAAAUAACCUACC
Ceratosolen solmsi marchali is the source of this 1001-nucleotide messenger RNA. RefSeq lists its product as uncharacterized. The coding region runs from base 364 to 810 and encodes 148 amino acids. Lineage: Eukaryota; Metazoa; Arthropoda; Insecta; Hymenoptera; Agaonidae. The transcript has 3 exons. The record is from RefSeq and is a predicted model, not a curated record.